Messenger RNA from Gorilla gorilla gorilla (western lowland gorilla), 4861 nucleotides. It is a transcript of the gene SMC3, whose product is annotated as structural maintenance of chromosomes 3. The transcript has 29 exons. Gene Ontology annotation, molecular function: ATP binding; protein binding; ATP hydrolysis activity. Lineage: Eukaryota; Metazoa; Chordata; Mammalia; Primates; Hominidae. Gene Ontology annotation, cellular component: chromosome. Gene Ontology annotation, biological process: chromosome organization. Bases 333 to 3986 code for a protein of 1217 amino acids. The record is from RefSeq and is a predicted model, not a curated record.
UUCUCCGAGUGAAGCUUUUGACUAAGUCUCAGGAAAGCGUUAGCUACAGAAUUCUAGAUUCAAAAGAAAUCCACCAAAAAACGCUGUGGAGGACUGGUUUUGCCUAAAAGAAAGAGCAGACCUGAACUUGACUCCUCCUACGCCCUGUGAAGGCUGCAAAGUGGUUCCGUCCGAGGCGCGGACUCCGCCCCCACGAGCGCCGCCAUUUUGUUUGGCUGGAGGGGAGCGAGCGGCGCUUUGGGGGAGGGGUCGCGUAGGCGCCUCACCUGACCUUGCAGCCGUGCGGUUGCUGCUCCGGGGCAGGUCUCCUUCCAGGCUAGGAGCCCGGAAUCAUGUACAUAAAGCAGGUGAUUAUCCAGGGUUUUCGAAGUUACAGAGAUCAAACAAUUGUAGAUCCCUUCAGUUCAAAACAUAAUGUGAUUGUGGGCAGAAAUGGAUCUGGAAAAAGUAACUUUUUUUAUGCAAUUCAGUUUGUUCUCAGUGAUGAGUUUAGUCAUCUUCGUCCAGAACAGCGGUUGGCUUUAUUGCAUGAAGGUACUGGUCCUCGUGUUAUUUCUGCUUUUGUGGAGAUUAUUUUUGAUAAUUCAGACAACCGGUUACCAAUCGAUAAAGAGGAAGUUUCACUUCGAAGAGUUAUUGGUGCCAAAAAGGAUCAGUAUUUCUUAGACAAGAAGAUGGUCACGAAAAAUGAUGUGAUGAACCUCCUUGAAAGCGCUGGUUUUUCUCGAAGCAAUCCUUAUUAUAUUGUUAAACAAGGAAAGAUCAACCAGAUGGCAACAGCACCAGAUUCUCAGAGAUUAAAGCUAUUAAGAGAAGUAGCUGGUACUAGAGUGUAUGACGAACGAAAGGAAGAAAGCAUCUCCUUAAUGAAAGAAACAGAGGGCAAACGGGAAAAAAUCAAUGAGCUGUUAAAAUACAUUGAAGAGAGAUUACAUACUUUAGAGGAAGAAAAGGAAGAACUAGCUCAGUAUCAGAAGUGGGAUAAAAUGAGACGAGCCCUGGAAUAUACCAUUUACAAUCAGGAACUUAACGAGACUCGUGCCAAACUUGAUGAGCUUUCUGCUAAGCGAGAGACUAGUGGAGAAAAAUCCAGACAAUUAAGAGAUGCUCAGCAGGAUGCAAGAGAUAAAAUGGAGGAUAUUGAACGCCAAGUUAGAGAAUUGAAAACAAAAAUUUCAGCUAUGAAAGAAGAAAAAGAACAGCUUAGUGCUGAAAGACAAGAGCAAAUUAAGCAGAGGACUAAGUUGGAGCUUAAAGCCAAGGAUUUACAAGAUGAACUAGCAGGCAAUAGUGAACAAAGGAAACGUUUAUUAAAAGAGAGGCAGAAGCUGCUUGAAAAAAUAGAAGAAAAGCAGAAAGAACUGGCAGAAACAGAACCCAAAUUCAACAGUGUGAAAGAGAAAGAAGAACGAGGAAUUGCUAGAUUGGCUCAAGCUACCCAGGAAAGAACGGAUCUUUAUGCAAAGCAGGGUCGAGGAAGCCAGUUUACAUCAAAAGAAGAAAGGGAUAAGUGGAUUAAAAAGGAACUCAAGUCUUUAGAUCAGGCUAUUAAUGACAAGAAAAGACAGAUUGCUGCUAUACAUAAGGAUUUGGAAGACACUGAAGCAAAUAAAGAGAAAAAUCUGGAGCAGUAUAAUAAACUGGACCAGGAUCUUAAUGAAGUCAAAGCUCGAGUAGAAGAACUGGACAGAAAAUAUUACGAAGUAAAAAAUAAGAAAGAUGAACUACAAAGUGAAAGAAACUACUUGUGGAGAGAAGAGAAUGCAGAACAGCAAGCACUUGCUGCUAAAAGAGAAGAUCUUGAAAAGAAGCAACAACUUCUUAGAGCAGCAACAGGAAAGGCCAUUUUAAAUGGAAUAGACAGCAUAAACAAAGUGCUAGACCACUUUCGUCGAAAAGGAAUAAACCAGCAUGUUCAAAAUGGCUAUCAUGGUAUUGUAAUGAAUAACUUUGAAUGUGAACCAGCUUUCUACACAUGCGUGGAAGUCACUGCUGGAAACAGGUUAUUUUAUCACAUUGUUGAUUCAGAUGAAGUCAGCACGAAGAUUUUAAUGGAGUUUAAUAAAAUGAAUCUUCCUGGAGAGGUUACUUUUCUGCCUCUUAACAAAUUAGAUGUCAGGGAUACAGCCUAUCCUGAAACCAAUGAUGCUAUUCCUAUGAUCAGCAAACUGAGGUACAAUCCCAGAUUUGACAAAGCUUUCAAACAUGUGUUUGGAAAGACUCUUAUUUGUCGUAGCAUGGAAGUUUCAACCCAGCUGGCCCGUGCUUUCACUAUGGACUGUAUUACUUUGGAAGGUGACCAAGUCAGCCAUCGGGGUGCUCUAACUGGAGGUUAUUAUGACACAAGGAAGUCUCGACUUGAAUUGCAAAAAGAUGUUAGAAAAGCAGAAGAAGAACUAGGUGAACUUGAAGCAAAGCUCAAUGAAAACCUGCGCAGAAAUAUUGAAAGGAUUAAUAAUGAAAUUGAUCAGUUGAUGAACCAAAUGCAACAGAUCGAGACCCAGCAAAGGAAAUUUAAAGCAUCUAGAGAUAGCAUAUUAUCAGAAAUGAAGAUGCUAAAAGAGAAGAGGCAGCAGUCAGAGAAAACCUUCAUGCCUAAGCAACGUAGCUUACAGAGUUUGGAGGCAAGCUUGCAUGCUAUGGAGUCUACCAGAGAGUCAUUGAAAGCAGAACUGGGAACUGAUUUGCUUUCUCAACUGAGUUUGGAAGAUCAGAAGAGAGUAGAUGCACUGAAUGAUGAGAUUCGUCAACUUCAGCAGGAAAACAGACAGUUGCUAAAUGAAAGAAUUAAAUUAGAAGGUAUUAUUACUCGAGUAGAGACUUAUCUCAAUGAGAAUCUGAGAAAACGCUUGGACCAAGUAGAACAGGAACUUAAUGAGCUGAGAGAGACAGAAGGGGGUACUGUUCUCACAGCCACAACAUCAGAACUUGAAGCCAUCAAUAAAAGAGUAAAAGACACUAUGGCACGAUCAGAAGAUUUGGACAAUUCCAUUGAUAAAACAGAAGCUGGAAUUAAGGAGCUUCAGAAGAGUAUGGAGCGCUGGAAAAAUAUGGAAAAAGAACAUAUGGAUGCUAUAAAUCAUGAUACUAAAGAACUGGAAAAGAUGACAAAUCGGCAAGGCAUGCUAUUGAAGAAGAAAGAAGAGUGUAUGAAGAAAAUUCGAGAACUUGGAUCACUUCCCCAGGAAGCAUUUGAAAAGUACCAGACACUGAGCCUCAAACAGUUGUUUCGAAAACUUGAGCAGUGCAACACAGAAUUAAAGAAGUACAGCCAUGUUAACAAAAAGGCUUUGGAUCAGUUUGUAAAUUUCUCCGAGCAGAAAGAAAAGUUAAUAAAGCGUCAAGAAGAGUUAGAUAGGGGUUACAAAUCGAUCAUGGAACUGAUGAAUGUACUUGAACUUCGGAAAUAUGAAGCUAUUCAGUUAACUUUCAAACAGGUAUCCAAGAACUUCAGUGAAGUAUUCCAGAAGUUAGUACCUGGUGGCAAAGCUACUUUGGUGAUGAAGAAAGGAGAUGUGGAGGGCAGUCAGUCUCAAGAUGAAGGAGAAGGGAGUGGUGAGAGUGAGAGGGGUUCUGGCUCACAAAGCAGUGUCCCAUCAGUUGACCAGUUUACUGGAGUUGGAAUUAGGGUGUCAUUUACAGGAAAACAAGGUGAAAUGAGAGAAAUGCAACAGCUUUCAGGUGGACAGAAAUCCUUGGUAGCCCUUGCUCUGAUUUUUGCCAUUCAGAAAUGUGACCCGGCUCCAUUUUACUUGUUUGAUGAGAUUGACCAGGCUCUGGAUGCUCAGCACAGAAAGGCUGUGUCAGAUAUGAUUAUGGAACUUGCUGUACAUGCUCAGUUUAUUACAACUACUUUUAGGCCUGAACUGCUUGAGUCAGCUGACAAAUUCUAUGGUGUAAAGUUCAGAAAUAAGGUUAGUCAUAUUGAUGUGAUCACAGCAGAGAUGGCCAAAGACUUUGUAGAAGAUGAUACCACACAUGGUUAAUUGGAAAAUACUACCUACUGGUUUGGGAGAUGUAUAUAGUAAUAUGAUUCUCAUACCCAGGAACUGUAAAUUUAAACCUAAAUAUUUGGCCAAUAGUUUUCAGACUUAAAGCAUCAUAGUCCUUUUAUAUUUGUCUUUGUAUUUUAUAAGAUACUUUGUAAUGUCAUGUUUGUACUUAUAGUUUAAGAAUUUAAUUUCCUGUACAACUUUUUGUAAAAUGUUCUGCUCCUAUUUUAAAUGUUUUGAAACAUGCUAAAUAUUCUUUCCUAAUUAUUUUAUCACUUAUACUGCCUUUUUUAUAGCUUCAAUUAAAUAAUCGGUUUUAUGACUAAUAUAGUGUUUUAUGUGGCUUUUCAUUUGUCAUAGUCUCUUCCAGUGAGAACACUAAUCAGAUUGGAUGUAAGGCCUCAUUUUAACUUAAUCACCUCUUUAAAAGGCCUGUCUCCAAAUACAGUUAAAUUUGAGGUAUUGAGGGUUAGGACUUCAACAUGUGAAUUUGGGAAGGGAAGCACAAAAUCAGCCCCUACCAUGGUAUAUUUAUCAUUGAUACAUUACUAUCAACUAAGCUCAAGAUUUUAUUCAGAUUUGACUAGUUUUUCCACUAAGGCCCUUUUUCUUUUCUAGGAUCCCACAGAGGAUACAUUACAUUUACUUAUAUCUCCUCUAGUCUGUGACAAUUUCUCUGUCAUUGUUUAUCAUAUCUUGACAAUUUUGAAGAAUAUUCAGAUAUUUUGUAGAAUGUCCCUCAAAUUAGGUUUGUCUAAUAUUUUUCUCAUGGUUAGAUUGGAGCUAAUACCACAGAAGCGAAGUAUUCUCAUUACCUCAUAUAAUAGUACAUAUUAUUAACAUGUUUUAUCACUGAUGUUUACCUUGAU